GUUACACCUGCCUGAUAACACCUGGGUUUAUUUUUGGCUUCUCCAUUGUUCAGUCACAUCCAUCUUCAUCUGAACAGUGUAAGAGAGAGCCAGGGGUUCCUUAGGGAGACCCCCUUGGGGUGCCCCGGCCUUGUGCCGCCCCCAAUUUAUUUUUUUAACAUCGGAGAAUCUUCUUGAAGAGGUGUCGACGAUGGAGGAGAUAACGAUCAAGACAUCUCUCCUGACGCUGUACGUCGUCCUGGAGGACUUCAGGGAGGAAGACACCGACUUUAAGGCCCUUGCCUCUUAUUACGAACAUCACUACCGGGUCCACUACGGCAAGAACGUCGUCCUAGAGGACUUUAUUCUUCGAUAUUUCAGCGACCCGAGGACGACGCACAGAGACAACAUUUAUGAGUACUGGGUGUUGAUCCAUUAUCUGGAAGUGCUCGAGAGGGAGUGUAUCGCCCUCUACAGUGAGGAGUUGCUGCCUCCUGAAGCAUCAUCGGAACACUGGAGAUGGGGGCAGCAUUUCGAGUAUCUGCGGCUGCAGAAUACUAUCCAAUGGCACCUUCACCAGCUUGCCAUGACGCUCUGGGAGAGGGAGCAGAAGCUGCAGGAGGCUGCUGGUGAGGAACAAAAGGCAAGUCCUGCAGCUGAGGGAGAGGAGGAAGGAGCUCCUGCGGUGGAAGAGCAGAGAGAAGAGGGAGCUCCUGGACAACAUCAAGCUCCUGCGGAGGAGGAGGAGGAGGAGGAAAGAGAAGAGGGAGCCUCUGGGGAACAACCAGCUCCUGCACCAGAGAAUGAGAAAGAAGAAGGAGCUCCUGAAGAAGAAAUGGCUCCUGCUGCAGAGAGAGAAGAGGGAGCGCCUGGAGAACAGCAAGCUCCUGCAGCAGAGGAGGAGAAAGAAGAGGGAGCUCCAGCAGAACAGAAAGCUCCUGCUGCUAAGGAAGAGGAGAGAGAAGAGGGAGCCCAUGGGGAACAGCAAGCUCCUGCUGCUGAGGAGGAGAGAGAGGAGGGAGCCCCUGGAGAACAACCAGCUCCUGCUGCUGAGGAGGAGAAGGAAGAGGGAGGAGAUGGAGAACAGCAAGUUCCUGCAGCAGAGGAGGAAAAGGAAGAGGGAGCUGAUGGAGAACAGAUAGCUCCUGCAGCGGAGGAGAAGAAGGAGGAAGGAGCUCCAGGAGAACAGCAAGCUCCUGCAGCAGAGGAGGAGAGAGAAGAGGGAGCUCCUGGACAACAGCAAGCUCCUGCUUCCGUGGAGAAGGAGAUGGAAGAGGGAGCCCCCGGGAAACAACCAGCUCCUCCAGGGGAGGAGGAGACAGAAGAGGGAGCCCCUGAGGAACAACAAGCUCCUGCGGAGGAGGAGAAGGAAGACGGAGCUCCAGGAGAACAACAAGCUUCUGCUGCAGAGACGGAGGAGAGACAACAGGGAGCCCAUGUGGACAAACCAGCUCCUACACCGGAGGAGGAGAAACAGGAAGAAGUAGAUAAAGAACAAGCUCCUGAGGCGGAAGAGACCUUUGAAGUUCCUCCGGUGAUAGAAAGGCCGACCCUCCGAAAACGGGUCAAGAAGGCCAUAAUGAAGAGGCUCCGCAGGGUUUGGGUAAUGUAUCAAUUUACUGACAAUUACCCUUCUUCUAGAGAUACCUCAUGUUGUCCAAUGCAGCUCCACUUUACUUCCUGCUCUUCUGAGCAUUUUCAAUCAGAACAAUAGAAAGGAAGUCAUACACCCUGUCUGUUGAGCCCGCAGGCUGAUCACUUUGAGGGCGCACCCAAUAGACCAAUGUUUGGCUGCCUUUAGGGUGUAAGAGGUUGCUGACAGGGAUCUAAGUCUGCAGAUAAAGUGUUGAUUUUAUAGUAGGCCAAUAAGACCCAAACAGUCCCCAAAGGCCCAACAAAUAGUGCACUCUUAAAGCAACACCGAGCCUUUAAUAUCCUAAAGAAACAAGUAUUUGUCUUUAUUCUUAUCUUAACAUUUUCUAAAUCUUUUC
Molecule: messenger RNA, 1970 nt
Organism: Xenopus laevis (African clawed frog)
Lineage: Eukaryota; Metazoa; Chordata; Amphibia; Anura; Pipidae
Product: cilia- and flagella-associated protein 251-like
Exons: 9
Coding region: 191-1693 (500 amino acids)
Source: RefSeq, a predicted model, not a curated record